GGAAAGGGUGCAGCGGCCAGCGGGCGCGAUCUCCGGAGCGCGGAGGGCCAUGAGGAUCCGGAAGCGCACCCCGGCCAGGGCCGCGGACCCGGGGCCCGCGCCGGCGCUCGCCGCCUCGCCGCCGCGUCCCCCGCCGCCGCUGCUGCAUCAGCUGCCCGAGGAGGAGGGAUCCCGCGAGCAGCAGGAGGAGGAAGAGGCGGAGGAGGAGAAGCGGGUGAUCCUGGUCGCCGGGGUCCGCGUCCAAGAAGGAGACGGCGACCGGGUCCCCGCCGCCGCGUCCAACGACAGGUGCGUGUGGACUGAGAAGCCCCCAUCUCCUCUGUUCAGCAGCGCAAUGGACGACGACGUGCCGAAGCCGGAGCCGCAGGACGCCGGCGCCCGGUGCAGCCGGAACGACGGGAAGCGGUGGCGCUGCAAGGGCGCCGCGGUGCCGGGGUACCUGCUCUGCGACCGCCACAUCGCGUGGUCCACACGCAAGCGCAAGCGCAGGCCCAACAAGCACAAGCAGCAGCAGCACGGGCGCGGCGGCGGCGGCGUCCUCCUGCCCUCCGCCGCGAAGGACGAGGCUGCGGCGUCAGCGGAGGAGGACGCGCCUCGGCUGGCGGGGCGCGGCGGCGGCGGCGGCGACGACGACGGGGGGUUCUUCGGCGGGUUCCGGAAGCGGGCGAGGGGCGGCGGGCCUGAGCCGGCGGCGUGAUGAAGGCCUUCCGGCUGCAGCUGAUUGACACGACCGCGUCGGUGCAUCCGCCAUUCUCGCCGCGCGUCCGAAUCCUUCUCGAUUUUGAUGCUGAUAUUGGAGAAUUACUGGUAGUAGUAGUGGUGCUAGUGUUCAUCAGACGGCAGGCGAUUGCAACUUUGGAAGGCGAAUGCCGUGAUGCCUUUCCAGAGGGGUGGAAUCCAGUAUCCAGGAUCAGAUGCGAAAGGCAGGCAAUGAGAAUGCGGGAACUGGAUCAUUGGCCGCGCCUCCUCCUCCUCGAGCCUUUUCUAAUGUACUUGCUCUGGGCCUAUAAUAUCUUUGCCGAGUGCGGUGGAGGGAUCAAUAAUACGCGUAGUACACACCUA
This is a messenger RNA of Panicum virgatum (switchgrass), 1062 nucleotides long. RefSeq names its product translation initiation factor IF-2-like. NCBI's taxonomy places the organism in Eukaryota, Viridiplantae, Streptophyta, Magnoliopsida, Poales, Poaceae. The record is from RefSeq and is a predicted model, not a curated record. Gene Ontology annotation, cellular component: nucleus. Bases 50 to 697 code for a protein of 215 amino acids. Gene Ontology annotation, biological process: developmental process; DNA-templated transcription. The transcript has 3 exons.